Tripterygium wilfordii is the source of this 1394-nucleotide messenger RNA. Its product is annotated as histone deacetylase HDT1-like. Bases 141 to 1133 code for a protein of 330 amino acids. The record is from RefSeq and is a predicted model, not a curated record. The transcript has 10 exons. NCBI's taxonomy places the organism in Eukaryota, Viridiplantae, Streptophyta, Magnoliopsida, Celastrales, Celastraceae.
GUCUUCAAGUCUUCGAGACUUGAGACUUGACAAAACUUCCAUCGCAAAUCGAAAAGAUUCGGUCACUCUCGUAAAUCUCUUGCUCUGACCUUCCACAAAAUCGGAGCUAUUGAUCCUGCAAUUGCUCGUCGAUCUCAGUGAUGGAGUUUUGGGGUGUUGAGGUCAAAAGUGGAGUGCCUCUCGAGGUUGAACCUGGUGAUGAAAUGAUUUUACAUCUUUCACAGGCAUGUCUUCCCGAGGUGAAAAAGGAUAAGGAAAAUGAGUCUGUUUGCUUGCAUCUGAAGAUUGGAAAUCAGAACCUUGUUCUUGGAACACUGUCACCUGAGAAAUUCCCGCAGUUAUCUUUUGAUCUCGCGUUUGAGAAGAAGUUUGAGCUGUCUCAUAACUGGAAAAAUGGAAGUGUCUACUUCACUGGAUAUAAAGUUUCCCAGCCUGAUCAUGGUAGAUCUGAGUCUGAUUAUGAUAGUGAAGAGGAACUUCUCCUUCCUGUUGACAAUGGUAAAGGUAUAGCUGGUUCCCAGGCCACCCAAAGCAAGCCUAUUGUGGAAAAGGCAAAUGCCAAGGAGCCCAAUUCUAAUGCAGCAGCUAAGCAGGUAAAAAUUGUGGAACCAAGCAAGGGCAUCAAGCCAAUCCAGGACAAGGAUGAUAGUGAUGAUGAAGACGAUGAUAGUGAAGAUGACGAGGGUGAUAGUGAGGAUGCCGAGGAUUCGAGUGACGAUCAGGGAGUUCAGCGUCUGCUUAAUAACGAGGAUGAAAGCAAUGACAGUGAUGAGGAAGAUGAAAGUGAAGAAGAGGAUGACAAGGAUGUUCUUGGCACUUCAGAAGAUGACGAUGCAACACCAAAGAAAGCUGAACCAAGCAAGAAGAGACCUAUUGAAUCGGCUGCAAGAACCCCUAUUCCUGACAAGAAGGCGAAGUUGAACACUCCCCAGAAGACUGAUGGAAAGAAAGGGGUAGUCCGCACUGCAACUCCUCACCCUUCUAAGCAAGUUGCGAAAACACCUGUUGUCAGUGCCCAGAGUAAGCAGAAGAAUCAAAAAUCAGGAGCUUUCUCUUGCCAGUUCUGCAAGCGGUCCUUUAACUCCGAAGGUGCUGUACAGUCUCAUACAAAGGCUAAGCACAGUGCUACUUGAGGACUAGGCAGUCAAAUUGCCUUAUGCGGGGCUCUCUCUUAAUGUUUCAAGAAUGAUUAGAAAAGAUUAUGUCUAUAAAUGGAUAAGCAAAGUACUCUGGUUGCUUGUGACUUGUGAGUUGACUUUAUCUCGUUAAUGAUUCGAGAAUGAUUAGAAAAUAUUGUAGGUCUGUAAAUGGAUAACCAAAGUACGCUGGUUGCUUGUGACUUGUGAUUUUAUUGGUCUUGUCUCAUCGGUUUGGAUUCAAGUGUUUUUCCUCCA